GUAAGUUAAAAAAAUUUACCGAAAUUAAGGGUUGGAUCCCGUCUAAAACACCGACAAUACAUUACAAAGAAAAGACAACAAGAUAAGCACGAUGUGGCCGCUGGUAAUGGCUGUCCUCAGGCGCAAUGCCGUUUACAUAACCCUGCCCAUUGCCGGCAUUGUGGGUUUCAUUGGCUAUAAUCUGGAGAGCCUGCUGUCUGACAAAUUUACUCCCUACAGCCCCUCCAUUCAGGAAGUGCGAGCCAAGCGCUUGACCGAAGAGAGCCUCACAUCGAACGUCACCAAUGUGGAGAAACUCCGGCUCAACAGCUCUGUCCUGGAGCGGAAUCUGUCCCCUUCCCUGCAGCCCAAGGCCUGAAUUAAGUGUUUUUAUCUGUAAAUGUGUUAGCUAAAAUUAAAAUGUUGAUAAAA
Drosophila subobscura is the source of this 411-nucleotide messenger RNA. RefSeq names its product small integral membrane protein 12-A. Lineage: Eukaryota; Metazoa; Arthropoda; Insecta; Diptera; Drosophilidae. The record is from RefSeq and is a predicted model, not a curated record. The transcript is spliced from 2 exons. The coding region runs from base 92 to 358 and encodes 88 amino acids.